AUGCGGAUCACAUCAGAUACGCAACGCGUGACUGCCACCCAGAGGACAUACACGGAAAGUUGGAGUAGUUACGAUUCGUUGGAGGGGAUUGAUUUUCCCAAUCCAGCAGGUGUCGCUCAAUCGAUCACAGACGCUGCAGGCGCAAAGGCGCAUGCGCCGUCGACGCACCGGAAAAUAACAGAUCAGAAAAGAAUGUCGUCUGAUGAACCUGAAGUCAAGAAGACAAAGAUGGAGGAAAGCCCCGCAGCUUCUGAUCAACCUACUCAUAUAUCUAAAGCGCCUCAGAAACCUUUAAGGGGAAGACCUCCGAAAAGCAAACUUUUGGAAACACAGAGACAACUGCCACAAUCGAGGGAAGAAAACGGAAAGUCUCUUCGUCGCUCCUCUCGACUAAAAAUGACACAGAAAAAGGCAGUGAGAGGAAAACGGAGGAAAGAAUCGGAUGCGGCGAACACGAAAGAGCAAGGAUCCAAAGUCUUUGAGAAACCAGGAGAUAAACCAUCUCAGCAUUUGACUGUUUUGAAAAAAGGAACGAAGAAAUAUGUCUCAAGAGUGAAGCGAGACAGUCCUGUUGACUCCCAAACCAUCAAAACUGUAACAGCAGCUUUAUUUCCUGUACAAAUAGAGCACAACUAUGGACGAUUGUUCGACCUGGAAAGUGAGGAGAUCACAUUACCCCAAUCUGAGAAAAACAACGGGGCCAGUGUAACUGAUCUGCAGUCAGUAUUUCGCGACAGUUUUCAAGGCAAAGUGUCACUCGAAGAGCAGAUGGAAAUGUCAACAGACCCUAUCGAGAAAAUUACUGUGAGUUUGGAUGCUAAAGUAGAUGCAAUAACCAAAUCUCCUCCACCCCUCGAGGCAGUUUUCAAAGUCAUCCAGGAGACCAGCAUCACGAAACACACAUUCACCAGGAAAGACAUUUCAGACAUGGACGAGUUAGAGGUUGUGAAUACAUGCUUGCUGCAGGACGGUGUGCAGAGUGCUGAAAUAGCAGGUGUGGCGAAAGUCUUUCUUCACGACUCUGAUGCCUUUCUGGAUGAUGAUGUUGAGAUCGGACAUUGUGUUGUUGAGAUCGAAACCUAUGAGGAUUCAGAGAGUGAUUCUAUUGUGGUUGAGGAGUGGCCUCCAGACGUUAAAGAGAAAGCUCCAAACAACCAAACAAGUGAUCCUGUGCUCAGUGAGGAGCUUCCUUCCUCUCCUUCUUUGCCCAAUGAAAGUGCAACUGACUUAACACAAGGGCCUCCUAAAAAGCAAGCCAUGAACCCGCAGGCUCGAACGAAAGCUCGUCUGGCCGCCCUGGCAGAGGAGAAGGCGGCCGCCAGCAAAAAAGCCCCUUCCCGUCAGCUCAACCUCCUGGCGCUCUGCGAAGAAAUUGCAGACGACAUCGCAGACGAUAUUGCAGACGGUAUCACAGACGGUAUCACCUACGAUGCCCAUGUAGCUUCAGACGAGAAAGACGUCACACAACAUACUCAUGCAGUGGAGCUUGUGGAGGUCAGUGAAACCAAAAGCGAAACGGAGAACUUGAUGUCACCAACGGCUUCCGAGACCACCGCUCUCCCAGAGAUCCCCAGUGAGAGGGCCGCUGCCCCAGGAAACUCCCAGAAGCGCUUUUUCCUCAGCCAGGUUUCGCUGCCCCUCAAGACCCAGGAGAAGAAAAAACUCACCCGGUAUCAGAAGUUGAGACAGGUGGAACUUCAGCGAGACAAGCUGACCUGGACUCGUGUUAAGAAGCUCAAGACCGACCAGGCGGGUCAAACCAGCUCGCCGAAGGAGGCAGACGCUGUCUCAGAUUCGCCCGCACAGGCUGCCGCCCCAGUUCAGCUUCCGGUCCCAGAGAGCGUGCCCAAAGUGAGCUCCAAUGAACCCAGACGGGCGCUCCCUGCUCAGGCACCACCAAUGCCUAACGGAAUCACCCGUCCCAAACCCAAACCAGUAGUGGAUUAUAAACCCUACACCCCCAGACGCAAGUAUUCACCGGAUGAUUUUGAGCUUGAUUGUCUUGAGGAGGAAACGAAUAAACCAGCGACGCCCAUAAAUGAGGUCAAACCGGAGCAGUCGUCUUUACCAGCUAAAGUGCAGCCCAAGCCAUCAGUAGAGAGGAAGUCAUGUGCUCUCACUACGACAGAGAAUAAGCCAACUUUCUCCACCCAACAAGAACCUGCCCAAACGACGCAAACAGAAAGCAACAACGGGGGAAGUUCAAACGCUGAACCCGGAGCAGACAAGAAAGAGGUCAAAAACUGUUCAAAACCUACAAAUACAGCAGCACAAGCCACCAAUGAGUCCAGUCAGAAGGCGUUUGGUGCUGUGACGUGUAACGUGUGUGGGAUGCUGUACUCACCGAGCAGCCCAGAGGACGAGUCACACCACCUCCUCUUUCACAAUCAGUUCAUCAGCGCUGUCAGAUAUGUGGGCUGGAAGAAGGAGAGAAUUCUAGGAGAGUAUCCAGACGGAAAAAUGAUUCUCGUGCUGCCGGAUGAUCCCAAAUAUGCAUUAAAAAAGGUUGAGGAGAUCAGAGAAAUGGUGGACAGUGAUUUGGGCUUUCAGCAGGUGAAGACAAAGGUCCCAUCGCAGACCAAAACCUUCCUCUUCAUUUCAAACGAUAAGAAAGUGGCAGGGUGCCUCAUCGCUGAGCACAUUCAAGAGGGUUACAGGGUGAUAGAGGAGGCUGUUCCUGAAGGCUCAGAAGGUGAGAAGGUCAUGUUUGAGCGUCAGAGGGCCUGGUGCUGCUCUACUGUUCCUGAGCCGGCGCUUUGUGGUAUCAGUCGCAUCUGGGUCUUCAGCAUGAUGAGAAGGAGAGGAAUCGCUUCACGCAUGAUCGAGUGCCUCAGGAAUAAUUUCAUCUACGGGUCUCAUCUCAGUAAAGAUGAAAUCGCCUUCUCCGACCCCACGCCUGAUGGAAAACUCUUUGCCACACAUUACUGCGGAACCUCUCGGUUUCUGGUCUACAAUUUUGUCAGCGGCAAUCGGCCAACUUGACAGGAAUUGAAGAGAAUACUGGACUAAGAGAAACUUUAUUUCACUACCAAACAGUGCAAAAGUGAAAUGAGAGAACACCAGAUGUAGAACUGUGGUUUUAUUUGGGCCUUGUCUCCUCACUGGAGAUCUAGAGGUGGACCCUGAUUUUAAACCUUCAUGUUGGCCAGUCGACAGUGUAUUUCUAUGAGACUCCACAGUAGAUUACACGUGAUGCGUUGUUUGAUGAACGACAUCUAAACUGUUCUCUCAGGUUUAGCUUGCAGCCUGUCUUAAGACUCUUCUUUUAGUGGAAGCCAUGUUGUCCAGUGCACAACCGCAAGAUCAGUGUAAGUGCUUCUUCUUAUGUGAGAAGUGUGAACAUUACUACUGUAAGCAAUGCCUCAGUCCCGAGGUGACUUUUGAAUCUCAGGUUGAAAAUCACGUAUUUGUCAUCAGAUCUCCCUUUAACCCUCACAUCAUGUCAUCUAUUUUCAAAGAGAGCAUAUUUUCCUUAUACAUCGUGUCUCGUUUCAAAGAGGUUUACAAGCAUGGCAUUGACAUCCAUAGACAACAGUGGAUUUCAUAGAAGUCGCUAAUUUCGCUUUUCUAGUUUUCGCACAAUACAUUCGAUUCAUGAAUCAAAUAUUAUCCCAGCCGUAUGCCCAGUCAGAGUAUUUCCAUCUCACUUUGAUAUUUUACAAAUGAUUUUAUGUAUAUGAAUUUUGAUUGAAUGAAUUAUAUGAAUUUACCCCUGAACUAGACAAAUAGAUUUCUUUUCUG
Triplophysa dalaica is the source of this 3741-nucleotide messenger RNA. RefSeq names its product establishment of sister chromatid cohesion N-acetyltransferase 1 (gene esco1). NCBI's taxonomy places the organism in Eukaryota, Metazoa, Chordata, Actinopteri, Cypriniformes, Nemacheilidae. The record is from RefSeq and is a predicted model, not a curated record. Gene Ontology annotation, molecular function: protein-lysine-acetyltransferase activity. Gene Ontology annotation, biological process: mitotic sister chromatid cohesion. Gene Ontology annotation, cellular component: chromatin; nucleus.